CGAGAGAUGGAGCAGCCUAACGGUGGUGUUGGUGAGCCAACCGAUGACCGCAGUGCGUCACCAGCGAGAGCAACCCAGAACAACAAUGCAACCGGGAUGGGUCCAUUGUCGGGGAUCAGCAAUGGAAUGGAUACCGUAGCAGCAGCAGCAGCAGCAACAGCAACCACACCGAAGACAACGAACUGGGUAAAGUUCGAGGAGGACGGUGGACCGGAACCGAGCAAGUCCCCAUCACCGUCACUGCCACCACCACCAUCGGCCGCUACCAGCAGGCAGCAGCAUCCCUUGGCAGUGGCGGACAGCAACCGUCCGCCGACAACAUCGGACACAGCACCACCGGCCGUACUACCAACGGAAACGGUGCACGUAAAUCUGGAUACACGAGCGCCUAGCACACCAAAGCAACCCCAACCAUCACAUGGCGGCAGUAAACCAACGCCCAACGUUGGCACGUCUGUUCCAAGCGGAGUCAACAAAACAUCACAACCAGCCGUCAUAGACAUUCCGAAGCAAUCGGUAAACGUGGUGCAACCGAUCCAGUCGAUGCGAACGAUCGAACUUUCGACGGGCCGCGUACGGGAAGGUUUCGCAAACGGUGAUGUUAUCGUUACCUUACUACCUACAAACACUCGGUGGCCAUGGAUCACACCUGCCGUAUUUCGUCCUGAGCUCGUACCAGAAGAGCUAAUGGCACAAGGUUUAACGCUCACAGUGGAAGAGUACGUCCACGCGAUGGAAACGCUCGUGAACGAUUACCGGUUCACGCUGUACAAUAUCUGCUACAAGCGUGUCCUGGUCGUGUGGAUACUGUUCGCCUUCAUCGUCCUGAUCGGACUGCUGUUUUCCGGUUUUUACGGCAUCACGCUGCUAUCGCUCGGUGUGGCCUGGCUGUUCCUAAAUGCGGCCGCCAUUUUCCUCUGCAUGUGGGUUAAAUUGAAGCUGGCGCGUGGUCUAGAACGCUGUAUGGCACGCGUGAACAAGCAACUAAUUCGACACAAGAUUCUGCUAGCGUUGGACGACCGAGGCCACAUCUCCUGUCACAAGGUUAACCUUUGCUUCCUGUACUUUGAACCGUCGCAGUGCAUUAGCUAUCUGAACGAGUUUAUUGAGCGGAGCGAACAGAACGGCAACACGAUCGAACCUGGCUGGGAAAGCCGGCUGGACGUCACGACUAAUGAUAUCGUUAUCCAGGGUGCGAACACGACUCGUCUGUCCCGAAAGCAGGGACGAGCGGAAGGAAUCUUUUUGCGGUACCUACAGCGCUGGGGUAAGGAUUAUCUGCGCCGCCGGCUAGACUGGACGAUCGAGGAGAAUGCUAUCGUGUCCGCACCGCGCCAUCUGCCCACGGCCUACUGUCCCUGUCAGUACGCGGAAGAGGUGUUGCUGCAGAAGAAACCGAAGGAGGAUCCACGGCUUUGCUGUGCCACAAUACGGGUCCAUUUGGCACGGAUCGGGUUCCAUUUUUGA
Messenger RNA from Anopheles maculipalpis, 1467 nucleotides. RefSeq lists its product as uncharacterized. Lineage: Eukaryota; Metazoa; Arthropoda; Insecta; Diptera; Culicidae. The transcript has 5 exons. The record is from RefSeq and is a predicted model, not a curated record. Bases 7 to 1467 code for a protein of 486 amino acids.